This is a messenger RNA of Geodia barretti, 420 nucleotides long. Lineage: Eukaryota; Metazoa; Porifera; Demospongiae; Tetractinellida; Geodiidae. The record is from the annotation of a GenBank genome assembly.
UUGCAACUAAAGAAAGAACUGACGGCGGCUCGCGUCUCUCGCCUCGAGCGUCUCGAAGCCCUCGACCGGCAGGUCGCAGCCGAGCGGGAGGAGCUGCAGUCCAGGCAGGAAUCCCUGCAGAUUUCCGUUCUCAUCACCGAGAUGAACGAUGUGCUUCUCGACGGAAAGGGGGAAGUGGAGACCACCGUCGAAUGGGAGUCGCAGGACAACGAGGACCUGUUCGAAGGCGAGGACGACAUGGCCGACGUCAUCACCACGGCCCUUUCCUGGGACGAAGGCGAGGACCUGGAGGUGGUAGUGGAGCUGGUCAUGCUCGACGAGGGCCUCUCCCUGAUGGUAAACGGCGUGCAGAUCCGGCAGGACCGCGACGCCCUGGAGCGGGCAUUGCUGAAUGCUUUCCGAGAGCAACUGGAAGUUUAG